GAUAGCCACGAUAGCAAUCCAUUCAGGCUUCCUCACCCCUACGCCUGAAGCCAGAUGAAACCACCCAACAGGUGCCCCAACCUCUGUCCCCACGGCGACGCUCGCUGGAGGGGACAAAACAUCGUUACAGUCACAUUGAUGCUGCUCGUAUUCAUAAUAGCAGUCAUCUCGGUAUGCACUGUUGAAAUCAUCAGGGUUCUCAACAUUAAUGCGUACCUCUCCCCCUCCUCUCCGCUGAGCAGUGAAGACCAACUAACCUUCUACCCUUAGCAUCACGGCCGUAGCUCUCGGGGUCAUAACGCUCGUGCACACAGUAGUCGAUAUAUCCCUCUAUCUCAACUCAAAGCUGAAGCCAGUCUAUGUAGUCGCCAUGUCCAGCAUCAUGUUCUCCUUCUGGCUCACCUUCUCCAUCUGGGAAGCGGUCGAGAUGGGAUUCAUGAGUUACGACGACCACUUCGUAUACUCCGACGGCACCUACCGAUGCAGCGUCGUGGACAUCCAUUACUAUCCGAGCCAGGGCUCCAACGAAUGGUCCUGCCCUUUGCCCAAGACCAGGUUCUCAUUCUCCUGGAUUCUGGUGUACGUACAUAACGCUCCGAACCUCUCGAGGCCCAGCCGACCACUGAUCGUCGAUAAACUAGGCUCUUGUACGUCGCGGCAAUCGUCUAUUCGGCAAGGGCGUUGAAGCAGGAAAAGAAGGACACCUUCCAACGACAGGUGGACCAAGCCGUUCUGGCGUUGAAGGCGAUCUCGCCACCGAUAUUGGGAUGUCCUCAGUGCGGAGCGCAAAUGCUUCCACACCAUCUGUACACCGACCUACCCAGCCCUCAGUACGUUCAGAGGAAUCCGGCGGUGACGGAUAGCGAGAAGGACAUCUCCGAGCUCAGAAAGAGCUACAUUUUCCCCUAAGCAACCGAUUCGAAGGUGCUUCUCUCGUCCCGGGUGCUCUCCUGAUGACUUACGGCUCUGGUUUCCUUCCUUCUAUUCCUUCUUGUGUCUCAUUUCCUAGGGUUAUAUUGUUGGAUGGAUAUCGUUCUUCAUAGGUGAUCGCAUUCGUCAGUGAGAGGAUUUCAUCUCUGAUCUCUCUCUCUCCGCUGAUGGUGGCGUAUGAUAACGAAGGAGGUUUCUGAUUUCUUCCUUCCUUGCCGUUAUUUGUAACCCAGAAUACAGCAUAUUUAUUUGGGGGGGGUUUUUUUUUUCCCAUUCAGGCAUCCAUCCACCCGGUCGACACAUCAACGGCAGUUCCCGAUUGGGAACUCUCUCGCUGCGAAUAAGCGUACCGGUAGUGAAGUCCCGCGUUCAUAGACGCUCGUUUAAGCGCUUUGCGGGAAAUUCUUUGAAAGGCUAGCUAAAUACCAAACCCGAGCCCCACCAACAUGCCUGAGAUAAAUCGCACACAAAGCUCGGCAUCCCACCGCAGCCAUUAUCCAAAGCCACAUAUCGCAGCGCAGUAUCCGUAGAGUAGAGCAGAGUGCGGGUAGAGGAGGAUAGCGAGCAAUACCAUAUGCGCCUCAUCAGUGCCCCCGC
Messenger RNA from Tuber aestivum (summer truffle), 1527 nucleotides. The record is from the annotation of a GenBank genome assembly. NCBI's taxonomy places the organism in Eukaryota, Fungi, Ascomycota, Pezizomycetes, Pezizales, Tuberaceae.